GUCAGUUCCUAAUUACUGCAGUGCCUAAUCACAAGGCAGUUUUGCACAUCUCAGCUGUGUCAUUGCAAAAAUCACUCGCUCCACGUGCCUUGUAGUCUCGUGCCGCCAACCUCUCAAGUUACUGAUUUUCAAUGUCGUUUUAGGUGGCAAUAAAAAAAAUAAAUCUUCAAGGAGUGAGGAGGAAGGAGCUAACCUUUAAUGAAAUAAUGAUCAUGAAGAGGCAUAGGAGUCCCAAUGUUGUGAGUUAUUUAGACAGCUACCUUCUGAGCGAGGAACUCUUGCUGCUUAUGGAGUACAUGGAUGGAGGCAUCCUGAGCGAUGUCAUCAGCCAGACCUGCCUGUCUGAAGAUGAGACAGCAGCCAUCAGUCGGGAGUGCCUGCAAGGACUGGAUUUUCUUCAUUCAAACGAUGUGAUCCAUCAAGAUGUGAAGAGCAGCAACAUUUUUCUCAGAACUGAUGGUUCUGUCAAGCUGGCUGAUUUUGGCCUCCCUACUCAGCUCACUCCUGAGCAGAGCAGACGGUGCUCACUAACUGGGACUCCUUGGUGGAUGGCGCCUGAAGUGGUGACAGCAUCUGCUCUAGUUUUGGUUGCAUCGGCUCAACACCUGAUAGCCACAGUGGGGACCCCAAAGCUGCAGCAGCCCAAGCUCCUCUCAGCUUUGCUGCGUGACUUCCUGAGCUGCUGCCUGCAGAGAGAUGAGGAGCGGUGCUGGUCUGCCAAGGAGCUCCUGCAGUUAAAAUGUGAAGGGGGUGCAGGUGAAACAGGCUCUGAGGGAUGGGCUCCUCCUCCACUCAAGUCCAAGGCAUCAGAUGAGCCCUCUUCCUCCUCACCUCCACUCUUGGUGCUCUUCAAAUGAAAAUAGUGAGGAAUCCUGGACUGGGCUGGGCUGGCAGGGUCCUGUAAAUGUCCUCUGGUGCAAGUGUCCUGCAAUGAGCAGGGACAUCUUUAAAGAGAUCAGGUUGCUCAGAGCCCUUUGCCACCGGAGCCAGAAUGGUUGCAGGGAUGGGGCACCUACAAGCUCUUGGGGCAAGCUGUGCCAGGCUGGCACCAUGCUCCGAGUAAACAAGUUCUUCCUUAGACCUACUCUGAUUAGAUGCCCUUUGUGUUUAAAAAUAUUUGUCCAUAUCCUAUUGUAACUGGCCCUGUUAUAAAAGAUAUCUUCCACUUUCUUCAAAGCCACUCUGAAGUCUUGGAAAGUGGCAAUAAAGUCUCCUCUGAGUGUUUCUGUUGCCCUCUUUUGUGAUUUGGUGGGGUGUUCAGUUUUAUCUAAUGGCAAAAGAAUUGAAGUAGAGCAAUGCAGGGUACAGAGACAUGAAAUGGUGGUGGAGGAACCCAAGGAAGCCAGUCCCAGCUGAGCAGUCAGAGAUUUGACUGUGGGCAGGAGGGGCUGUGGGUGGCUCACUGUGAGCCACUGAGGGGCCCUGGUUUGUGCCCCCCAGCCCACCCUCAGAUUUCUGCCACGCAAACAGGGACAGCUGGGAGGGACUUGUCUCAGCCCCAUCUGCUGCCUGGCACGCUCAAGCAGAUGGGAACUGUGCCAGGGUUACUGCCAGGUUGUGUGGCAGAGAGGAACUGCAGGACCCAGUGCCACUGGGCUGGCCCUGCUGGGAAGGAAGGUGCCAUCCAGCACAUGAGGACAUGGGCAUGGAUAGGUAGACACUGCUUUCUGUCCCUGUGGGAAUUAGCACAGUGCCUGUCUUUGAAAGGCAGGGACCUAUGUGAGCCAUUGGAGUUUCCUGAAAGGAAGAAAACCCAGGGACAGAAAGCACCAUUUCUAGAGCAUUGGCAGGGCAAAAAUCCCAGCGUGAUGAAGACAUCACAAUAAACAGAUAAGUGGGAUUCUGGGCCACAUUUGCCCGUGAUGGCAAGGUCUUGCUCAUUGGGGAUGACUGGGGAGCAGAUGGUCCCAUUGCUCCUCUUUCUGGGUCUUGCUAGGAACUUGAUGUAUCCUGAUUGAGUCUCUGAAGCACUGAACUUGGAAAGUAGUGGUUCACUGUUCUUUAUUGUAUUUUUUUUUUCCGGUGGACAGCAUCCAUUUGUAACUUCAGCCAAGCCAGCAUUCAUCCUGGCACAACUCAUCAAUUCAGUGAAGAAGAAGAAUAGCCCUAACCCUAAACCCUAACCCUAAACCCUAACCCUAAUCUUAAAUGCUAACUCAAACCCAAACCCUAACCCUAUCCCUAUCCCUAAUCCUUACCCUAUCCCUAGCCCUUACCCUAACCCCAACCCUAAGCCUAAGCCUAAACCUAAGCCUAAGCCUAAGCCAAACCCUAACCCUAACCCUAGGAGAUGAGAACGUAACAAUCAAGUCAAGAUGUUAUCUCUGUUACCAAUUUAGAGUAGGAUUGUAGAGUAGGGUUGUUGAAGAGAUUUGUAGCAUAGGAUUAUAGAUUAGGGUUGUAAUUAAUUAAAAUUUCUGAAACAUUAACUCAUUUGGAAGAUUCUCCUCCUUCUGACCCCUUCAGAAAAUUCAACAUUUCCUUCUGAAUUAUCAGUUGUUUUUUAUUGGUGCUAAGUCACACAUAUGGCUUCUUUUGUAUGGUUUCAUAAGUGAGGAGGGCUCUUCUUCAUUCAUCCUCUCCAGACCACACUGCCUUUGGAAUAUGACCCACUG
Melospiza melodia melodia is the source of this 2615-nucleotide messenger RNA. Its product is annotated as serine/threonine-protein kinase PAK 1-like. The record is from RefSeq and is a predicted model, not a curated record. Bases 207 to 857 code for a protein of 216 amino acids. Gene Ontology annotation, biological process: protein phosphorylation; regulation of axonogenesis; regulation of MAPK cascade. Gene Ontology annotation, molecular function: ATP binding; protein serine/threonine kinase activity. Gene Ontology annotation, cellular component: cytoplasm. NCBI's taxonomy places the organism in Eukaryota, Metazoa, Chordata, Aves, Passeriformes, Passerellidae. The transcript has 6 exons.